AUGUUAUUCAUUCUCUCAUGUUCACCACUAGAACCCGUACAGGCACAAUAUGAUUCGAUCAAGGAAUUUGUGAGCGAUAUUACCGUGUCGUCUUUUGAUGACUGUAUGCUAAAAAUUAAGGAAAAUAUUACAGCCUAUACCUCGGUGUUCGGAGUCACCACAUUUGAGAGAGUCAUUCCGACGACUGAUUUUCCAACGAAGUAUUCAUGGAUCAAAUCCGUGUCAGCCUCUAUUUCUGCGGUUCCUCCUGUUGGCUUCAAAGUGAACGGACUCAAAAUUUACCAAACAGAUGUGACCUCAAAAGCUUCGAGCCAGUCCAUUUUGCUGAGCUUUUCUGCACUGGAUAGUCUUCCAAAGAAUACUCUCAUCGCCAUUAAUCUGCAAUAUCAACUUUUAGGUCCAGUCGGAUUUUUCAAGAACUCAUCCGGUUUUGAGCAUACCAUCCUUCGAAUGCCUCAUCAAUUUAGCAUACCAGUACAGUCCAUCAAUGUGACGUAUCACCAUGAAAAUACUCUCUCAUCAACGGCCAUUCUUCCCUUCCAACAAUCCAACACACAAACAUUGCCCCAAACGUCGAUUCAAGCACCCUCCAAUACCUCCCUUUUCUUUUCAACCUCUUUAGCUUCGAAUGAGUUAUGGUUGACAGGUUUUGUUUUUGAUGCCACCUCGUAUCAUAUGUGUUACAUUCCUUACAAUUUGAUGGAGGGAUGGGUAGUGGGAGCGAUUAUUGGUUCAUGUUUGGCCAUUCCAGCUGUCUUUCUAGUUCUGUGUGGCACCAUCUCAAUUAUUCGACAUUUCACUGUGGACAGGAACAAGAAAAACACUCUAUUAGCGGAGCAUCAGGUGUAA
Molecule: messenger RNA, 849 nt
Organism: Naegleria fowleri
Lineage: Eukaryota; Heterolobosea; Eutetramitea; Acrasida; Naegleriidae
Exons: 1
Coding region: 1-849 (282 amino acids)
Source: RefSeq, a predicted model, not a curated record